Messenger RNA from Gaeumannomyces tritici R3-111a-1, 894 nucleotides. RefSeq lists its product as hypothetical. The record is from RefSeq and is a predicted model, not a curated record. The transcript has a single exon. Lineage: Eukaryota; Fungi; Ascomycota; Sordariomycetes; Magnaporthales; Magnaporthaceae. The coding region runs from base 1 to 894 and encodes 297 amino acids.
AUGAAGUCUACCACCUUUUACCUCUCGGCCGCCGCCCUGACCUCGGCCGCUCUGGCCCAGCCUCACCGGCACCACAACCAUGCUCGCUUCCACCAGGCCCACGCUCGUGACGCCGCCAACAAGCCUGUCGCCGCUGCCCCCGCCGUCGAGAAGCGUGACCUUGUCACCGACUGGGUCACCGAGUGGGUGACGGAGACUGUCACCGAGUACUACGAUGUGACGGCCACCAGCACUGUCAUCACCACCAGCGAGACCCCUGUCACUACAUCAACUCCGGCCGCCGUUCCCAAGAGCAGCACCACCCUUGCCGCUCAGUUCUUCGAGCCUUCGUCCAAGUCCGCCCCAGCCCCGGUUGCGCCAUCCUCGUCUACUCCGGCCCUGGAGGUGAAGCCGCCCUCCCAGCCCACCCAGGCGCCCCCUCCGCCUCCGGCCGAGGUGAAGCCGGCCCCCCAGCCCACCACCCCUGCCGCGGUUGUUGUGCAAAGUGUCGCUCCUGUUGUCGUCGUCCCAUCGCCAGCCCCUGUUGCAGAGAAGCCCGCGCCUGCACCAGUCUCUCCCCCGGCAACUGGCGGCGGCGGCUCUUCGUACACGGGCGAGGUCACCCACUACACCGUCGGCCUGGGCGCCUGCGGCUUCGACGACGCCGGCAAGGACAGGUCCGACUACAUCGUCGCCCUCUCGCACAACCUCAUGACCAGCGGCUCCUGGCCCGACGCCCAGUGCGGCAAGAAGGUCACGCUCUCGUACAACGGCAAGUCCAUCACGGCCGAUGUCCGCGACAAGUGCCCCAGCUGCAGCCCCUCGCAGAUCGACGUCAGCGAGAAGGCUUUCCUCGACCUCUUUGGCGAUCUUGGUAUCGGCCGUGCCCGCGGCGUCAGCUGGACCCUCUCCUAA